Molecule: messenger RNA, 993 nt
Organism: Impatiens glandulifera
Lineage: Eukaryota; Viridiplantae; Streptophyta; Magnoliopsida; Ericales; Balsaminaceae
Product: cyclin-dependent kinase inhibitor 7
Exons: 4
Coding region: 46-585 (179 amino acids)
Biological process (GO): negative regulation of cyclin-dependent protein serine/threonine kinase activity
Cellular component (GO): nucleus
Molecular function (GO): cyclin-dependent protein serine/threonine kinase inhibitor activity
Source: RefSeq, a predicted model, not a curated record
UUCUUCAUCUCUCUCAUUUCGAUCUAUUUUCAGACCUCUAAUCUAAUGGAGUUCAUAGCUGUUGAACCUACAAUAUGUUUGAGAUCAUCUUCCAAACGAAGGAAGACGGUCGUCGACGGUGGUGACGAUCGUCAUUCCGUCGUCAAUUCAUGUCCUCAGGAUCACUCGCUUCUAACAGCUCCCGAUGAUGCAUCAAGUUGCUCGAGCGAGAUCCAGCUUCUUCGAGAAUUCAGAUCCACAGAAUUGAAAGACGUUUCAAAACAAUCUGAUCAUAAUUCGGUAGCUGAUAGUCUCUCGAUCGGCAGUUUCAGUACUGGAGAAUCGAGUCCUUCUAUCGAGAACAAGAUCAGUAGGAAGCGGCAAAUGGAGUCGGCACCUCCAUUAAAGAAAUCUAAACCGAAGUCGUCUACAGAGAUCCGAAGAAAUUUUCCUUCUGCAAAGAUGCCUCCAAUGGAGGAGAUCGAAAGUUUCUUCUCCGCAAGUGAGUUGUUCGAGAAAAAGAGAUUCUCAGAAAAGUACAAUUUCGAUGUGGCAAAAGACGUUCCUCUUGAAGGCCGUUACCAGUGGGUUCAAAUAAAACCGUAAAAUUAAUCUGGUAAGAAUAGGUUUAGUAGAUUUGUAUUGUUACGUAUGAUCUGGAAUUUAAGUGAAGAAGAAGAAGAAGAUGUAAGAAAGUGAUGAUAGCUAGGAGAAAUAUGUAGUGUCUUAGUUUUGAGAUGCAAUCAAAAUCGAAUCUGAAACUGCUGUUUCGUUUUGGUUUUGCCAUAUCCACUACUGUAUUUGCUUUGCAGUACAAAAAUAUGCAAGAGAUAGGAAGCUUCUUUGAAUAUGAAUGAACAAUUUAAUAGUGGAUGGGAACAAAAUCAUGCACAUUAAGUGCCAAAAAUCGUUACUCUAUUUUCUGUUCUUCUUCUAUAAUUCAUGUGGUCCCAUAAGGUAGCAGCAGCAGCGGAUGUUGUAUUUCUAGGUAACUAACUAUUUGGUAUAAAUAAA